This is a messenger RNA of Theileria orientalis strain Shintoku, 1704 nucleotides long. RefSeq lists its product as uncharacterized. Gene Ontology annotation, biological process: rRNA processing. The record is from RefSeq and is a predicted model, not a curated record. The transcript is spliced from 2 exons. Gene Ontology annotation, cellular component: preribosome, small subunit precursor; nucleus; preribosome, large subunit precursor. The coding region runs from base 1 to 1704 and encodes 567 amino acids. NCBI's taxonomy places the organism in Eukaryota, Apicomplexa, Aconoidasida, Piroplasmida, Theileriidae.
AUGGAGAACACCGUCAGAUCUAUUUGCCAAAACCUAGUAAGCAACGAUCACAAUGUUAGAAGAAGGGCAAUAAAAAAUGUGCUCGAAUUGUUUAAAAAGACAAACACAAUUGACGAUUUAAGCCUCCAGAAGCUCUGCAAAGGCCUAUACUACUCGCUAUGGAUGACAGAUGACCCGAUUCAAAUCAAUAAAUUGUCAUUGGACAUAAUACAGCUGUACAAGUCGCUCAGGCCAAACGCGAGAGAUAGGAAAGCAGCGGAGAACGGCGAAGUGGACGAAAAAGAGGUGGAUAUCAGGCUCAGGUACAUUAAGUCACUGAUGGACACAGUCAGUAAGGAGUGGCCGCUCUUGGACAAAAACAGAGUCGACAAGGUGCUGUUGUUUACAAGGAUACUGGUCUCGGAGAUUCUAUACUAUAUGAAUCAACUGCGAUGGGAUUUAUCGGUUUUAAACAAGCUGAGUGAGCUGUACAUGGGAGUGUUUAGCACAGAUAACCUGGGCCUGUGGUUGCACUUCAUACAAGUGUAUUUGAACGAGCUGGUGAUGAACUAUAAUCACCUGGCGGAGGCCACGACCAACGGAGUCGGUAAGAAAAAUACCUCAAACAGCACAAUAAAUAAGGAGAAGAACAGCAAUAUAGACGGGCUUCAGCUGCUAUACGUGUUGAAGCCGUUUGUGAUGAUGUUUGUUAACAACAAGGAUAAGCUGCUGCUGACAACAAUAUAUAACUACGUGUUCAAGGAGCUGCACAAGUUGAACGAUAUCACGGACAUAACAGUUGUAGUGUGGCUGCUUAAUGCGUUAUUGAAUCCCAGAAGCACGCUCCAGGAAGAAGAGCCUAUCAAAGAUAGAAGCGAUGCCGUUGAAACAGCUGAUGACUGUGGUAGAGAUACCGGUGACGAUGCUCGUUUGCAUACUACUAAUUAUGAGGAAAAGGUAAAGGGCCUGAAUAAAAAGUACAUAAAAAGCACGCUGAAACAGUACGGGUCGAUCUUAAAGAACGAGUUGACGCCAAACGAAAGGUCGCACCUGGAACACAUGGUAUACUCACUGUUCCCAGCCAGAAAGGAAUCGGACCUGUGCUACGAGGAAGACGCCGAGGAAGAAGAGGACCUUGACCAGGAUUCAGACGCACAGAACUGCGGUGACGCGGACUUCAGCAGUGAAGAGGCAAACGGAGACUUUAUAAGCCUGGCCAGUUUUAGCAUGCGGAGGAUGACUAAGAGGAGGCUGAGGAACCUGUUUAUCCUGAAUAACACGCGGAGGUACUUGAUUCUCAUUAAGCCCACCGACGACGAAAGCGUUAAGUUCAUGAACAAGUUAAAGAAGCCCAAGGUCAGAAAUCAGCUUUUCUACUACUCGCUGAUAAGACUGAAGAGACUUAAGCUCCAGUACAGGUUCAAGCACGGCCACUUGAACAAGAUACACAACUUCAACAGGGAGCCCAAGUCGAAGUUCAACGUGAACCUGAAGCAGGCGCUGGAAAACAUCAGGAACGUCAAGCCGCUCAAGUCCUCGCUGGCAAAGAGAGCCAAGAGUGGCGAGAGCAGCACCCUGACGAGUAGCAGGAAGAAUAAGAAAAAGAAUGUCGUUUUUAAUCUUCAAAUCAAUCAGGUCACUGCCAUACCGUCUCGAAGGAAGAAGAUACAGCCGUUUUCACUACUUGUAAGUUUAAAUGGGCUUUCCAUUCAGUCGUCUCUUUGA